Molecule: messenger RNA, 1999 nt
Organism: Astrephomene gubernaculifera
Lineage: Eukaryota; Viridiplantae; Chlorophyta; Chlorophyceae; Chlamydomonadales; Astrephomenaceae
Source: the annotation of a GenBank genome assembly
GGACAACCUAACGCUACUUUAUUAAGGUAUUGCUCAUUUCAGCUGUGUUCGCCUUACGGCCUCCUGCCCAGACAGCGCGGCAACUACAGGUAUCCAUACCCGGUGCAGAUACCCGCAAGGCAAGGUCGCUAUUUAUAGAACUUGUCCAGGCGUACUAGAAACGGCAAUAAGGGUUUUGAUUACCUUGCGGCUGUGAACUGGCGUGGCCUUCGGGCCUGGGGCUCAGCGUAAUGAAUAUGCGAGCGGCGCAUAUCUUAGAAAAAGGAAAAGCGUCAAGCGGUGGGCGUCAUGGAGUUCAGCGACCGUGCUCUGCAAAGGUCUGCAGCGCAUUCCACGGCCAUGCCUUUAAGCGACACCUUAGCACCGCAAGGUUUUUCUCUGGUCAGCGGGACCCGUCGCCAGCUGGCUUGGUGCGCUUUGCUUGCUGCGCUGUUCCAGGAUCCCCACAGCAAGCAGCAGCAACCCUCACAUCGGCCCCCUUGCACCCGCAAGGUCAGCAGUCGCCGCUUGCCAGCAACAACUCUGCAACCAGCCAGCCACCACCUCUUGAACCCCAGCCUCAGCCCCAGUUGCAGCAACCACCCCCGCCAACCGACGACCCCACCUGGCGCUCGGCGGAACGCGUGUUGCGGCUAACCACGUUGGUUGAGACCCGGCGGUUGUACCGCAACUGCAUUCGGGCGCUCCACCUGCUCUCCCUGCCCAGCCCGCUGUACACGCCACCGCAGCAGCAGCAGGCAGCAGCGGAGGAGGAGCAGCAGCAGCAGCAGCAGGCAGAUGAUAUCACCCCGGGGACCCCGGGCGCAGGCGACAAUAUCGACCUGGACGCUGUUGAGGACUACUACGGCGAUGACGGCCCCACGGGCUCCCCCCCCUCCUCCCCCAGUAGCAGUAACAGCAGCGGCAGCAGCCUGAUUCGAGCCCGGCUGCUGGGCGGCUCGCUGGCUUCCUCGGAGGAGGAUAAGGCGCUCAAGGGGGCGCUGGAGGCGGUGGCGGAGAUGGCGCUCGUGGCGGAGCAACUCAAGGCCAGUCUGCGGGCGCUUCCAGCUGGUUUCGGCGCGCUCAUCUUCGCCCCCGGCUCCGAAGCCGCGAGUGAGGAGCGGGUGCGGGCGGUGGCGCGGCGGCACGCGGCGGACCUGCGGGAGCGGCUGGGGGCGGAGCUGCCGCUGCUGCCGGUGACCAGCGAGACGGCCCAGGCCUACAUCGAGGCCCGCAACGCCAAGUACAGUCGGCGAGUGGCGCUGGAUGAGCUGCAAGGGGGGAGCGGGGGAGGGGGAGGAGGGAGCACUGCAGGGGUUGGUGGGGGUGGAGGGGAGCUGGGCGGCUCCCCAUCAACAUCUCCCUCGGGUCGGGCGAGUGCGCUGGAGCGGCUGGAGGCUGCCGAGCGGGUGGCGGGGGAGAUCAUCGCCAACAACAUCAAACCGGCGCUCAAAAAGGCCUCGGAGCAGGACCUGCUGCAGGUAGCUCGCGACGCGGGCGGCUACCUGCGCGACCUGUGGGUGCGGCUCAACGGCGGGCGCACGCAGGCGGGGCAGCUGGCGGCGCUGGCAGCGGGACUGGACCUGCCGCGACCCGUGGGUCGGCAGGGGGAGAGGGAGAUGACCAUCAGCCAGCUGGUGUUGGAUCUGGAGGCGCUGGAGAAGCAGCUGCAGGAAGCGAGCAAGAGCCGGGAGAACAAGCUGAGGAAGGCGGGGCUGCAGGGCAGGGUGCAGAUGGCCAUCCAGCUGCGCUCGCUGGACGCCCGCGUGGCCCUCCUCAGCUCCUCCCUCGCCGUACGCACCCUGCAGCUGGAGAUGGAGCACGUGUACGGCAGCCUGGAGGCGGAGGCGCUGGACUUUUUGAACGGAGUGCUGAGGGGGGGUCUGCUAGCCCGCGACGGAUCCACCACCGAGUUAGCCCUGCUGGUGGCGGAGUUUGCCCUGCUUGAUGAGCAGCUCUCGCUGCUGGCGGCGGCACUUGAAGGGGGGGAGCAGCAGGGGCAUGCAGCCGGGCAGGAGGC